AUGCGAGAAAACACAAUCGUUGGAGGGCUGUUGCUUGGAAGGUCACUGUCGCAUGACAUCAACUACCACGCUCAUCUUCAAGCACUGAUCUUUGAUUUAUAUCGAGAUGAGAAAGCGAACAAAAUCUACAUCCCUAAGUUCUUCAAGGAGUUGGUUGAUGCUGGCAUACGCAAAGAUGAUCCUAGGCUGAGGGAAAUGAUUAAGCAGGUUCGUGAAGCAGAACAUGAAGACGAAGUCGCGCAUGACAAGGAGCACCUUUUCAUGAAUAAGGAGGCCUUCUGCAAAUGCGUAGGUGGCAGCAUUGGAGUUAUUGGCAAAGCGUUGAAGAAGCAGUUGGUGAUACCGGACUGGCCGUCCUUCACAUCCGUUAUGACUGAAAUAUUCGAGGAAUGUUGCAAGUACUCGAGCGGUCAGGACUUUGUGAGGUUUCCGCAUAAUGUCGUUAUGUUUCCGGUAGCAACGUACAUUCCGCAACUCGCACGAGCAGAUCCCAACACUUUUGCUGCCUCCGUAUGCACUGUGGAUGGACAAAGGAAAAGCUGGGGAGAGGCGUUGAUGCCGUUUUGCUUGCAGUCAGUGUCAAAACCGUUUACUUAUGCGCUGGUGCACGAGGAACUGGGUCCGGAUGAGCUACACAAUCACGUUGGUCAAGAACCUAGCGGAAGACUCUUCAACGACAUCUCACUCGACCACAAUAAGAAACCACACAAUCCUCUUAUAAAUGCGGGUGCAAUAGUGGUAGCCUCUCUGAUGAAGAGACGUGCCUCGCUUUCUGACCGAUUCGACUUCGUACGUUUCCGAAAGCAGUUCCGCCUCUGUGCUCUUACAAAUGUUCCGCGCUUUCAGGCAAUUCAUCAGAUGAGGAGGUUUUGUGGAGUUGGCUACGUUGGAUUCAAUAAUGCAGUAUUUCUCUCGGAACGUGAAACGGCAGAUCGAAAUUAUGCGCUUUCUUAUUAUAUGAGAGAGCAUAAGGUGUUUCCUCCGGACACACAUCUCCAGGAUACGCUGGACCUAUACUUUCAGUUGUGCUCAAUUGAAACUAACUGUGAUACAUUGGCUGUUAUGGCUGCUACCUUAGCAAAUGGAGGUGUAAAUCCUAUGAACGGAGAGAGAGUUAUCAACAACAGAGCCUGCCGAGAUACUUUAUCGUUGAUGUAUUCAUGUGGAAUGUAUGACUGGUCGGGACAAUUCGCAUUCAGAGUCGGCCUGCCAGCUAAAUCCGGUGUUUCGGGAGACAUGAUUAUGGUGAUCCCGAAUGUCAUGGGCAUAGCCAUCUACUCGCCCAGACUCGAUUCACUCGGAAACACAUAUCGCGGCCUAAAAUUUGCCGAAGCUUUCAUUGAAAAGUUCAACUUCCACAACUACGACAGUCUGGUUUAUUCUGACUGCCAGAAGAUGGAUCCAAGAAAAACGGUGGUUGAGAAUGAUCUGGAUAACGCCUCAAGAUUUAUGUAUGCAGCUAAACAAGGCGACAUUUCUGCUAUGAAAAGGUACCUCCUCAUGGGUCUGAACUUGCACCACCGUGACUACGACGAUCGCACGGCUCUACAUGUGGCAGCAUCCGAAGGGAACCUGGACUGUUUGAAUUAUGUGCUCUCCAAAUGGAAGGAGUCCCCAGAGCCUGAGGACAAAUUUCAACGAACACCAUUGGACGAUGCCAAGUUCUUCAAUCAUCGUGAAUGUGUGGAUGUUAUUGAGAAAGCAAUUGAGCGAUGGAAAGCUGCGGAAGAACAGCCCAGAACCGAUUGGCAGCCGUGA
Molecule: messenger RNA, 1758 nt
Organism: Necator americanus (New World hookworm)
Lineage: Eukaryota; Metazoa; Nematoda; Chromadorea; Rhabditida; Ancylostomatidae
Exons: 14
Coding region: 1-1758 (585 amino acids)
Biological process (GO): L-glutamine catabolic process
Molecular function (GO): glutaminase activity; protein binding
Source: RefSeq, a predicted model, not a curated record